AUGGCCGCGAGCAACUACUACGGUUACACUUCGGGAGGCCAGCACUCUCAAGCAUUUACUCAAGCUCAAAAUCCGUCGAUACAAACCAGUUACGGAACACCUCAGGCAACUACAGGAUACGGAGUUCAAGCCUCUACACCUGCUGGGGCACAUUAUGUUCCGCAACAAACUCAGGCACCGAGGCAAGUUGUACAAGCUCCCUAUUCAGCCGGCACAACAGCUUACGCUCAACAAGGAUCUUCGGCUCAAGCAGGCGCUUAUGGCUACACAGCGAGACAGCAAGACGCUCCACCGCCGCCUCCACCAGCAAAUGCCUCUUAUCAAGCGGCUCACGCCGCUUAUCAAACGCACCACGGCUCUGCUCAGUACUACGAUAGAGAAGCUUAUGAAACGAAGGCGUCUUAUUAUUCACAACAACCUGCUUCGAAUGUUCAAGGUGGCCAGGGUGCUUACUAUGGUCAAAACGCCACGGCAGCAGCUAAAGCGGCCUAUCCAACAUCAGGAACAAGUGUUUACCCAACAUCUGUAAGCGCCACUCCAGUCAUUUCGAAAACGCAUCCGUCACAAUCGUAUUCUUCGCAAUCCUCGACCGUCGCCUACCCCUAUUCCAGCGCUCGUGCGCAGACAUCAGCUUACGAGCAAACAAGCUCGUACAACACGUCAAAUUAUGGCGGCUCUUCGGCUGGAAACACGGGCGGUUAUCAGCCGCAAGCUUACGAAGCUGCUGUUUACAACGCCGCUGCAGCCUUUGUUCAACAACAGCAUCAUCAACAUCAACCUCCGAGACAAGGCUGGAAAAACAAGAUAGGUGUAGGGCAACAGAAGCAACCAACAGGAAUGAUGAAGCCUAAACAGCCGCCUAAACAGCCUCAGCUUCAUUACUGUGAAGUUUGCAAGAUAAGCUGCGCUGGACCUCAGGUAAACUUAUCUUUUCCAUUCAAUAAAUUCUAAACCUUGAACGGAACAUCUGUUCGUGAGUCUGCUAGUCCUAAAAUAGCUUGUAUCACCGGUCGUUUCGAUACAAAGGUAUUUAGGUACAAGUCAUUUCGCUACAUGACGAUUCAGAAAAGGUGUAACUAGUUUUGUGUGCAGUAGUUGACUUUCACGAACGAGGAAUAUUCACGCCAUAUGUUUUUGUUGUCCUCACGAUACUAUACUUGUAGACUGCGAGUAGUGUCUUAUUUUCUUUUGAGUCACGGAGAUAAAGAACGCGCGCGCAGGGCGAGUGGCGAAACCGCGAGGAACUAUGGCGGAAGCCUGAGCGAAGAAAAAAGAGACUGCGAUAGGAUCUUUGAUCUGGCGAUUUGCUGCUUUUCACGCCUUUGCUGUUAUUGACAGCUCCUUCAUUUUUGACAAUAGCCCACGUUCAAUAUAUUAAAAUUCUAACAUGACUCCGAGGCUUUCUGGUCAUUUUUCCAUAUUUGGUUUGGUGUUCUUUGUGCUCAGAUUUUUUCUGGGAAUUGCCAGACAAUGGAGGCUUAAAAAUUGCAGUUUUGACUCAAAAGCCUCAGAGUCAACGUAGAAUUUAAUAUAUUGAACGUGGGCUAUUGACACCAUUUCGGGUGCUUUUUCCUGCAAACAAACAGCUUGUCUUUGAUUGUCUGUUCAUUGCUGUUUGGUUGGGGAUAUUAGUUCUGCAGUUAUCUUUGAAGGAUUGCAGGAAUAGUAGCGUAAAAAAUUCUGAAAAUCCUGGGAAAAAAAGAGGGUUUCUCAAAGCCGGUGAGAAAGGAAGCGAAAGGGUGGAGAAGCCUCGCAAUAUUAUAGACCAGGCAAACAAUUUGCCAUUGACCUUUCAUUGCCUAGGGCUGAAAUUUCUAUGGUGCGAAGAGAGGAUAUAUUUCGGCCAAGAAUACAUUUUCAGGUUCCACAAAAGCAAGGACUAAUAAAACCAUUAACCUCUGCGGUCAUCCUUUUUCCUCUCUCCGCCCCAAACCUUUUUACCAUUAGUUUGCAUAAUUUCACUUUUUCACUCCCUGCAUGUGGCAAUAUGUACAACAUAAUUUAUUGUUUACUCCCCAAGGGGCUUUUCAGGAACAAUGAUUUUUUUACAAGCUUUACAUUUAACUAAUGAUAUUACAACACUCAACUUAGUACAAAUAACAAGGCUUAACUAAUAAUUACUUAUUACAAUACUUGUUAAACUAAGAAGCAUUUACAAAAUUAUCUAAAAGCUGGUUCCUUAAGAGAUGUUUAAAAAUGUGAGCAGAUUGGCUUAAUUGAAGAGAAGGUUUUAAAUUGUUGCUAAGCUUAAUAAUAGUCCUGCAAUAAAAAGUUCUCUGUCUGGAGGCUGUUCUGAAAAGAGGGAUGUUUAGCUUUUGGCUACUCCAAGUUGUUCGUUUGUUAACUUGCUCACGGGUAAUAAAUUGGGAAGUAAGAUAUUCAGAGGCUUGACCGGUCAUGCAUUUGAAGGCCAUAAUAGCUUGGUUAUAUAGUCCUUAUCAGGCAACCAAGACAGGCUUUUUAAGAGGGGUGUUACAUGAUCAUAUUUUUUCACACUGCUGGCGAUUGGGCAAGCAAAGUUUUGGACAGUCUACAAUUUUGUUACAUUCUAAUUUGUUAUGUUUGCCCAAACAUUGGAGAAGUAUUACAUUUUGCUGAAAACUAAGGCAUGUAUUACCGUUAACAAUGUGUUUUGUCUAAGAAAUGUUUCACACAGUUAAUUUGCGCUAGGCAUGCAAUAAGUUUCUGACACUUUGGUCGUUAUAUUGAUAUCAAAUGUUUAAGUUCAGACCCAAAAUUAUGCCGAGAUCUUUCACUGAUUGCUCUGGGGAAAUGUCCUUUCCCAACAAAAACAAAUGAAAUUCAUGGAGCUUCAAGGUCACCUGUUAAUUUUGUCUUGUCUGGAUUCAGUAAUAGCCGAUUUCCGAAGCAGCAGUUGUGCACCUGCAGGAGUUAUUCAUUCAUUUCUUGGACGAUCCCUUGGGAGUUGUUUCAAUGGAAAGAAACAAAAUAAUAUUCUUGUAUCAUCUUCAUAACAUUCUGCAGAGUAAUGUAGUGGAACUUCUGGCAGAUCAUUUACGUAGAUGCUAAAUAAUAUCGGGCCUAGAAUACUACCUUCAGUUACACCACAUUCAGCUGGCAGAGGAUCAGAAACAGCACCAUGAAUUUGUACAACUUGAUAUCUAUUUGUGAGGUAGCUGUUAAAAAACCAUUUUCAUGCGUUGGUCAAGGCACCAAUGCUUUGUAUUUUUACGUAACAAUAUUUGGUGGUCAAUGCUGUCGAAGGCUUUACUCAUAUCUAAAAGUAUGCAGGCAGUUCUUUUCUUAUCAUCAAUUCCUUUGCGAAAUGCAUCAGUUGUAUGAAUUAAAGAUGUUUCAGUAGAGAACCAUUUCUUGUUGCCACUUUGUUUUGCGGUGAACCUUUCCUUGGCUGUCAAAUAGGUGACACACUGAUCAUAGGCUACUCUCUCACAAACCUUUGAUCAUGCAGGUAACAGGGAAAUUGGUCUUAUAUUGUUAGGAAGUUCAUGGUUGCUUUGUUUGGGAAUACAUUAUACGUAGGUGAAUUUAAAGAAGAGAGAGAAGCAUCGAUGAUUGACAUAAUAAAAGGGAGUAUGAUCAGCAGGCUUCCUUAAGGAAAGAAGGACAACCGCUCACAGUCUACUCUACUUACAGUGUUUGAAAAUUGUUGUGCAGUUUCUUUGCUUGAGUUUGUAUCGAAAUGACUAGUUUUCAAAAUAGCUUGUUGUAUUGCAUGUACUGAACAUGGGUUAAUCUUUUUAGCUCGCUUUACUUAACAAAUAAAGAAGCCUUGACCGUGCUCUGUUUUGUUGUAAAGCACACAGGAAGCAGCUAGAGCACAAAAGGAAUGUAGGGGGAAACUGAACUUGUAAAUUGCACCUGUAAAAGUGUACAUGGCUUCAAAUGUGGUCCCCAUAGCAUUGAUGCUUUUUUGUUUUGUCAUUACUUCUUAAUAAUGUCACAAGUCACCCUUGGCUUUCAACUGCUAGGGAGUUUGCUUCAGGAGUCAGUGAGUUUGGAGUUUUCUUGGACAUACAAAGGCAACCAAAAAGUUACAUUUGUGUGCACCAAGUUGGAUGCAUAUAUAUACAGUUUAUAAUUUUGUCCAGUUGGUUUAUAUCUGAUAAACUCAACAAUAUAUUGACUUUUGAAAUCAUUAUAUUUAGACUUACAGGGAACACUUGGAAGGCCAGAAACACAAGAAGAAAGAACAGGCAGCAAAGCAGAAAGAGAAAGAAUCUCUUCCAUCAAAUGCUUAUCGCUGUGAACUGUGUGAUGUAACUUGCACAGGAACUGAUGCAUAUGCUGCCCAUCUCAAGGGAUCAAAACAUCAAAAGGUAUGGAUGAUAAUUGGUAUCCAGCAAAUAAUGUGUUUUACAGGGCUUGACAAAGAAAUAAAAUCUGGAAAGAAGGUCAGGGAGUUUUUCUAAAAGCCGCUUGAGAAACAUGCUUAGUAAAUCAGGUAGUGGAAUUCAGGAGCCCAUAACUCGAAGCAAGCAACUUUCAUGCUUUGUUAGGGAAAUGGUGCUCUUUAAAGUAUCUACAAACAAACUGGUCCGCAACGAUAAAAUGUUGUGACAAAGGCCUAGUACGGCAGUUACUUGCUCCGGGUUAUGGGCCCCUGGUGAAUUGUAUUAUUUGUCUUAGACAGAACGUUUUACUGCUGGCUCACAAGAACUGUUAUUCUGUCAUCUUGAAAGUUGAGCUGUAUGUUGUCAGUAUGUCUUCGAAAGCUUGGUGAUCAAGAAGUAUUAUUCAGCUGUGCAAAUGUAAAGAUGGAAGCUGAUAUAAUGACCUUCUUUAUUGCAAAUACCUCAGUGUAAUAAUUAGUGGUCUUCACCCCAUUUUCAGUGAAAUACAGUGAAAAAGGACUUCAAUGUACCUCUAUUAAAAUGAACACAGUUUCCCAGUCUCCAGGUUCUUUGUUAUACAGUACCAAUCAAAAGUAAGUUGACACUCAAUUCUCGAUCCUCGCGAGAAUCGAGAAUCGAGUUGAGAAUCGAGACUCGAUUCUCAAUUGUUGCGUCUUGAUUCUCGAAUCUUGAUUCCUGCGAGAGUCAUCAAUCCUGAACGAAAUACAAUUAAAAGAGUGUUGUUUUGAGUAAUUUGCUCUCUCCAUGUGCUCUCGAUAAUCGGUUGCUGCAAGAAUCUACAACCUUUGUUCAAGUUUUGAGCAUCUUCUAAUUUUUCUCAAGUGAAAAAAAAUCUUCUACUCCAUAAAACAACAAACUCUACUCAGUGUCUGAUUUUCGGAGAAAUUCCUAAACUAUGCAAAUUAUACAGUGGCAAUUGACAUUUGCAUUCUUUCGCACAGCUCGGGUGACACUUUGCGUCAAAAUCUUAAAAAUAUUCAAAUGAUAUUUUGCAUCAUUUAAAUAGCAGAAAUUGUCAGUAAUAGUAACUGUGAAUGUUGAACUUGAAAAGCAAUUCAUGACCUUUUAUCUGUAAAAUCCAAAAUACAUGUAAAAGAUAGCUUUUGUAAAUAAAUGACAAAUACACGACGGUGUGUAAACAAAGUCUUGCGGCGCUUCUCGUUGCUUUCGAAUUUUACUUGUCGAUAUUUUUUCAAGCCAAGCGGCCGUAUAAGCACAGAAUCGUUUGACGUUACAAAAUAUACAUGCCGUUGCUUGUACACGAGAACCGUUAGUUUGCAUAUGGAGCAGGCAUUUGAAACUUAACUUGAGGAAAUGAAGCUUGAUACAGAUUUCUUUGAAGAAACAUUUGUUUUAUAACUAAAAUUAGUCUUGUUUCGAGCAUACAGUCGCUUGCGCGAAUCGCAAAUAUACAUGUAACCAUGCCGUGUUGUGUUACAGCUUAUGUCUUUGUAAAAUUAUCGAGAAAUCAAUCAUGGGUGAAUCUUUUGCUUUCUGUCAUGCGAGACUCAGUCCUCGACUCGAUUCCCGAUAGCUUGUUCUCGAUUCUCGAUUCUCGAUUCGUGCAGGAAUCAAGAAUCGCGAAUUGCAUUGAGAAUCGAGACUUGCAACGGACUGUCAACUUACUUUUGAACAGUACUGUAUGCAAGUUCAACUAUAUUUAACCUGUAAAAUUUGACAUGAUAGCCUUCCAUGGUUGUUGUGGUGAAACUACAGGAAUAUUAGAUUCAGGAGUUUUGCGUGCUGAAUUUCUACCAUAAACAGAUACCCCAGCCCCGUGCUCCUGGUACAUUUUUUUUUUGCAUUUACAUACAGUGUCUUUAUUCUAUCUGACAGUGAAAGAAACAUUUUUUCUUUUGCUGAACUUUCUUCAGUUUGCAUUAUUUUUCUUUUCUCAUAUUGAUACUGUUACUCUUUUAAUUUAAAUCUAAACUGUAGAGAAGUCUGGUUACCAAAGUGGCUACAAAACCAGAAUUUUUAGUCACCAAGGAGAAAAUGUUAGUUGCAUUGGCAACCGUAUUAGUCGCUAUUUGGAGCUCUGCUUUUAUAACGACAACCAGUGUUUCAUUAUGAUUGAUUUAUUAUGCAUGUAGGUGAUAAAACUUCAUCAGAAGCUUGGAAAGCCAAUCCCUGAACCUGCACCCCUGAAACCACCAGAACCUAAAGAUAGCUCCAAAGAAAAUGGGGACAAAAAAGCUGGUCCUGGUAACAAAGGCCCACAGCGAAAACCACCACCCAAAAAGAUGGCAGCACCAAAAAUCACCUUCGUAGGUGGCACAAAACUAACUUCUACUGGACUUGUCAAGACUGAUGCCUCUCCUGGAGCUGCCUCUAGUGGUUCAAAUUCUGGUUCAGCUGCAGGAAAUGAUGUGGAAAUGGAUGAAGGUUAAUGUAGGAUACAUGUAUGGUUUUCAAAGUUGAAAAAUCUUUCUGACACACUUGUUAGGAAAUUUCUAUGUGCAAUCGAAUGGUGAUGAGUGAAAUUAGAGAAUUAUUUCACAUGGGUUUUGUCCAAGUCCUAUCAAUUUCUGGAGCCUUUAGUACCCAUUAAUAUUAUAGGUGACAAUUAAUUAUGCUCACAAUCUGCUCACAAUUAUUAUUUUUUGCUUGUUAUCAUAUCAAGAACCCCACGCGCUAAAAAGUUUAGAGCAUAAAAGUUUUGCUCCAUUCACGAGUUUCGUAAUUUUUUGACAAAAUACCAGUUUGAAACCUUCUUGAUGUGCUCCUUCGUCUGUUUACAUUUUCUAAAGCAACUUUUAAUAGCCUGAUAUCUUCUGGUAAACAUUUUAAAACUUCCACGCCAUCUUGGCACAGAGACGUAUGGAAUGUUGCCAUGGCAAUUUGGUAAUUUCAUAUGUGGUAUUAUAAAUAACACUGAAAUUUCGCACCAAAGUUGAAGAGUAGUUUGUCAGCCAUGAUAUUACUUAUAUAAGCAGUUGAAGUUAUGUUAGCUCCUCAAGCUUUGACAGCAAGAGAAAAUUAAAAUAGUGUUGUUAUUGAAUGAAAUAUUUUUCCACUUUAUAUGAAACAUGUACAGUGUACUCUAAACACCAAGUCCUUUUGUAAAAAUACUGACAUUCUUAUUAUUUUGUAGAGAAAUUUGACUUGGCAAAUUACACUGGUGUGGACAAGAGCAAGAUUGUUGGUAUGUAUCUCUGAACCUGCCAGUGGUGACAUAUUAAGUAAGCACGAGGUUAAGCAAGAUAUUUGGUAUGGAAUUAUAAUCACUGACUUCCUUUGUGCUGCAGUGGUAAAGUUAAUUUACAUUAAUGUUGUGCAUAAGGAAAGAUAAGAAUUUUUGUUCCUGUUUUACCCAUAGAGAUGUCAAAGAUAAAAGAUGAAUAAUUAUUGGUAUAGAAAAAUAAAAUAUUACAGCAGAAGCUCUUGUAAACAAACACCUUUGAGACAGGAAUGGCAAUCAAAAACAAAUAAUCAAAGCAGAAAGAGUUUUGUGUGGCUAUUUUUCCUUUGUUUUGUCCUCCUUUUUUUUAAAAAAACAGACUAAAUUUAGGGUGUGCAUUAUACAUGGGUAAAUACUUUAUAAUGGCAAAGGUACAGGAAAAUGUCUUAUUCUAAAAUAUUUGUGACUUGGCAUAACUUGAUACUAAAUUUCACAGAGGUUGUUUACAUGGGAUAUGUGGUUUACUGAUAAAAUGUUUAGAAGUGACGCAUAUUUAGUGCUAAGAAGAUUUUCUUUCAGAACACUGGCUCUUGUUUUGGUCAUUAGGCUUUUGGCACCUGCUGGUGUCAAAAUGUUUGUGCUACUUUGUGAUGAUUUCUCACCUGCCUUGCUCUUACUUUAGGGUCUGAAUAUUUGGAAGAGAUAAAAAAUGAGGAAGGAAAGAUCGUUAGCUUCCACUGCAAAUUAUGUGAGUGUAAGUUUAAUGAUCCUAAUGCCAGAGAAGCACAUUUAGCUGGACGUCGUCAUCGUUUGUCUUACAAGGUUAGUCAAUCAGCAAGAAUUAACAUUGUUAAGAGCAUUUUGCUCCCAUAUGCACUGUAUGUAUUGUGUUUUGACAAUAAGUGGUGUUUAUGUGGAUUGACUCUGUCUUGUUAACUGUCUUUUACUGUUCAUAUUAUUGACUGGUCAUUUUCAUGGGCUCUUGUAUUGGAAAAGUUUUGAUGUGCGUUUUAUUCUUUCAUACAUAGUUGUAAGUUAUGUAAAUGUUGCAUUUCAUUCAAUUGAAAAAAGAUGUAGUUAACUACAUGGGUUAACUUUUUUGUGUUUAUUUUGGUUAUGACUGAACUGAAAAAUUAUGUUGUUCCCACGUCAUACGGAUGCUGAUAAUGUGUUUUGUAGAAAAAAGUUCAGCCUGAUCUGGUUGUUGAUUCCAAACCAAGUGGCCGAGGCCGCCUGAGCAAAGGACAAGAAGACAAGUUACGGCGACAGUGGGAACAGGAACAGUACUGGCAAUGGAAAAAGUAAAGUAUAUGUGUGUUGUUCGUGGUCGCUGCUGAUAAGUUCUAAAAAAAAGGGUGUCUCUUAUCUUUGUAGCUGUUAAUAUGUGCAGCUUCUCAUUUCCAACUGUUUAAUUUUUCAUUAGGGGAAGACAGGAGGAGGAGUUGCGUCGUUGGGAAGAAGAGGAAUAUUACAGGAGAAUAGCAGAAGAGGAGAGAUUUUGGGAAGAGGAGAAUCGUCGGCGUUUUGAGGCUGAGUUCUUUGAAGGGUGGGGUCCUGCUCGGAUGGGACCACCAAGGGGACCCCCUGGCCUGUUGGGGCCACGCCCACUCAUGGAGGGUGUUGGUGACAUGGGACCGGUAAAGUUUCUUCUUGAAUAUUAUCAAGGUUUACACUUUUCCUCAGCAGUAAACCUGAACUUGUUACUUGCUUGCACAAGUCCCCUUGAUGUAGCACCAGAUACAAUUAGCUCUUUGUUAGAUUCAUUUUGACCCCUAAAAGCCCAGGCGACACAACUGGCUCCAUUUUACAGCAGCUAACAGAAUGCUUCAGGACUUUGGUUUGAGCGAGUAUGAGUGAUCUAAAUCCCACUUGAAUUAAUAUGAUAAAUUUUUUAAACCUUAAUGUCAGCAUGCAUAUUAUACAAACUGUCUACACUGUAUACGUUUUCUUUUGUACUGAAGAGGAGAAUUUUUCUAACAAUCAAUACCUUUUUCACUUGUUUAUCAUUUCUUUUUUUCUCUUUGUUUGAUUGAGCUGUGUUGCUAUAAGGAGUAGUUAAAAAGUUAGGAAAAGAAAGGUGAAAUAAAGAGUAGCAAAUAACUCCAUCUUGAAAAGCCUGUAGAGAACCAGUCCAGCAUGCAAAUGAUGCAGCAGUUUGGUCACAGUAAUGAAUGUGGAUUUAAAACUGGUGUAUGUUUACAGCCACAGGGUAUGUCACGCCCCAGAUACGAUACACCAGAUGACCGUCUUGUAAUGGCCAAGCACUCAAGUAUUUAUCCCAAUGAACAAGAACUCCAAGCUGUCCAGAAGAUUGUGUCAGCUUCGGAGAAGGCAUUAAAACUUGUGUCUGACCUGAUAGCAGAGCAGGAUCAAUCCACUCAACCAAAGAAAGAAGAGAAAGAAGAAGCCAAAGAGGAGGUGAAAGUGGAGGUUAAAGAGGGUGAAGAGGGCAGUGAGGACAAAAAAGAGGGUGGAGAAGAGAAAAAAGACCCCAGUAAAACUGCUUCACCACCGCGUAAGUUCUUUUAUCUAACUGACAGAAGGGGAAGCAAAAUUGUUCAUAAAGUACAGAUAAUACUUUAGGAACUAACCUUAAACCUAAUCACUCUUCAGCUCCUCCCAAGAGACCCACUCCAAAUAAUUAUAUGCUUACAACAACUGUUGUUUUUUUUUUGUAGGUGCUCUGAAAGGUGUAAUGAGAGUUGGAGUUCUUGCUAAGGGGUUACUACUUCAUGAACGUUUGGAUGUCGAUCUAGUUGUAUUGUGUCAUGGUGAGAUGACUGAUUAAGUUUUUUUGGUUGAAAUUCAGGUUUACUGAUAUUAUUGUUGAGGUCAGAAAGGCCUGACUCCGAGAUGGUACUUCACAUGAACAGAAAUGAUUUAAAAUUCAGGCUGACCCAAAUCAAUUUACUAUAGGCUGGGUGAAUUAAUUUAGUCACCAAUCCUUAUUCCAGCCUAACUAAAUUCAAAAGGGGAAAAAGGUGCAUUUCAGUCAAAUAUACUAUUAAAAUUUAUCCAUUUGGUUUGGCUCAUGUGAAGUUCAGUGUCUGAAUCAACACUGGUCCUUAACCGAUAGAACUAUACUUAUUUGCCCUAACUAUUUAUUUCAAUUAUUUUAGAUAAACCUACCAGGCAACUUGUGAAGAGAGUAGCAGACCUCUUGCCAGAACACAUUGCAGUAAGUUGUCACAAUGUUUGGCUUCUUGUUUGGGUGACUGUAAUGGGAUGCUCAAGAAAGAUCAUAUCUAAUAGCUGAGGUUUAAACUAAAGGUUGCAUAAAAUUAUUUCUACCGCAGAAAGUGUCAGAAGAGAAGUAUGAAGUUAAAGUAGUCUACGAGGAAGCUGCCCUUAAAGUUGUCACCACCAGUGACCCUAAAGUUGUUGUUACCAUCACACUGACCUCACCUGUCAUGCGGGAGGGUGAUGAUGCUGACCACGGUACAUGUUUUACAUCUAUUUUAAUUUCACAGGGUCCUAAUAAGUCCCUUCCCUGAUGUAACAUUGCCGACAUGUGUUUUUUUAAUGCAUUGGAUUGGUAAAUUUCUCCUCUGAUGGUUAACGGUCUGUACUGAUUUUUGAAUGGAUAUGGCAAAAUUAAAUGACACAAAUGUGCUUGUUACAAGUUAUCUUAUUAAGGGCCCUGUGAUUUUUACUUUACAUUUAGUUUGAAAUGUAAACAGUAACAUUUUACCACUGAGUUUGCUUUUGAGGAACAUACAAUCAAAUUGCCUUCAGCUGAAUGGAAGGGCAGUGGAUUUUAUUACUGUAUGUACAAAAAUCAGGGGCAUUUUGAUGACUACAAUUUUGGUUUUAACCUGGGUUAUUGGUGUAAGAAAAAUAAUAAUGUUCCUUGACCUGCCCCUACAAAAUUAUUAUUGGUUUGUGGAUGGACUUCAACAGAUGGUAGUGAUGCUUAUUUUAUCAACACAGAGGAUGACAAUCACUGAUUUAUUGUUCCUCCAAAGUCCAAAAACGUCUCAUAUUAUUCAUUAAUGUAAAUGAUAAUCAAUCUAUGCUAUUGAAAAGCAAUGCCUGUGCACAAAGCUUCUCAGCCUUGUGCUUGACUUGAUUUAUCAUUCUGAUGUUGUUGCAAAUCUGCAGAAUUAUCUGUGUAAUUUCUGUACACUCAGAUGACUGUCUUCCAUCCAUGCUACAGCGUGGGGGAAGGAGGUGCAAAGAUUCCUAGCUUUGUCUGUAUUUGUGUCUCUCUGCAUGAGUGUUUGUUGUUCUGUUUUGUUUGUGUUGAACUUGGUUAAUUAUUGGGGGUUCAACUUAUUUGCUUUUUGUGGUUCAGGUUAUGCUUAUUAUUUUUGGGUUACAAGUAAAAGAAAUGCUCAAUUUUUCUUGUUAAAUUAAAAUUUAGAUGAACACUACAUGUAGUUUCACAUUUUAAUAGCUAAGACAACUCUAGAGAACACCCUCGUGGCUUUAAAUCUGAGAAAUUUAGAUUCUGUGAAGUGGGGGAUCUGGAAGAACUUAAUAUAAUUUCUUUGCUGAUAGUUCUAUGAGGACGUGCCAAGUUUUUUUGUCUAAUUUAUUAAACAUCCUCGAAAUCUACAUCAUGAGGUACAAACACCUCUGUUUAAACAGAGCUGCUUAUUUUCUUGACUUAAAGGGCAUCAUUCAUUUUUUAUCUAAGUGAUUCAAUUUUGAAUGUCCUUACUUUGGAAUAAAAUUAACUUACUAAUAAAUCAAAGUUGAAAUUCUCCUUAGAGAAAAGAAUAGUAUUGACAUUUAAAUGUUUGUUGUGUGUUUGUGGUGUAAAUGUCAUGUUUGAUCAUGCUGGGAUAUCUUUUCACCUUCUACUUAACCACCCGAUUCUCACCCGUAGCUGAAGACGAUCCUCAAGUGCUGGACAGGCCAAAAUGCUUAGCUGCAUUGGCAUCGCUACGACAUGCUAAAUGGUUCCAGGUUCGCUCCUUUGCUCUAAUAUAUUUUAAGAGGAAUUGUCACAUUCUCUCUUAUUAUGAUAACUAUCUUUGGAAGUACAUCUGAUGCCAUCCACUCCGUACAAGAGAGUUAAAAGUGGCACAGCAAGAGCUGUCCAAUUAGACAUCCCUUGCAGUUUACACCUCCCGAAAUACAAGCAAUUAUGCUCUUUGUGGGUGUGUGUGCUUAGUGAGGGUGCACAUUGCUCGAUAUUCUGAAUUAUUAUCAAGAAAAUCAUCUCGCUUUCUGCACCAAAAGCAAAUAACUUCUUUUCUCAUUGAAUUGUUAUUGAAUUCAAUAGUACUAGGCUCAGAUUUGCUUCCAUAGUAAAGUUCUUUACAUGAGGUGCUUGUUGUGUUUCCUUGUGCUCUGUUAAAUAGUAUCAUUUGAAGUCCAAGCAAGGUAUGUAUGUAUGUUUGUGCAGUCAACUGACAUGUGACACUUCCUCUUUGGAAAACUGUGGUCUCAGAAUGCAAAUUUUGUUUCCAGGUUUUCACUGUUUUCCCUGUUAACAAAAUUCUUUUGUUUUCUUUAUUAUUUCUUUAUGUUUUUUUUUUUUUGUAAAUUGGCAUUUCAUUAUUCGUGAAGUGCUAGUUUGCAUUUCAAUCUCUUUGAUAUACAUGUGUGUGUUGUUUGUAGUGAAACACAUAAACAUAUUCAGUGGUUUAUAUAAGUACAUGUCCAUGUCUGUGUAUCAACUGUAUGUUUUAGCACCGCAAAAUUAAUAUUCUCCACAGAGAGAGAUUUCAGUUAACUUCGAUUACAGCUGUACCCUGGUUUGUUUACUGUCAAACUCUUAAAACCAUGAACACCUGAAUAUCGUUAAGAAUGAUGGUUGUUUGGUGACCAAUAACAGUUGAGAGGAAGCAAGGAAGCAUCAAAACCACAAGCUAAUUGCUAUAGGCCUUUCUCAAAAGUAACAUCAUACUCUUUUUUGUCCCUCCAAAAUUUUGCUGCAGUAUUGAUUUCUAUUUUUCUUGGGGUGAUUGUAAGUUCCAAGAGAAAUUGAUAACAAUGCCUGUGCAAAAUUUUGGAGGGACAGCAAAGAGUAUUAUAGUAUUUUUGAAAAAGGCCUGUUGUCAAUUGCCUUUUAGUUUUCUCUCCCCUGAGUGGCUUUUGCCUUUCAAAACAAUAAAAUUCCAGAUGUUCAUGGUUUUAAUGGAGUUUCACAGUAAUACAUGCUAUAGCUUUCCCCUUUUGUACAGUAUUUAUUGCAACAUUUCUGUUGAUCUGUGUAAAAUUCAAAUUAGUUCAAAAUACAUGAACCUUUCCAUUGUAUCCCCGGUCUUAAGUUUAACUAUUGUCUUGAUGUUUCUCUUAGUCAAUUAAGCUUUUUUCAGUGAUAAGUAUGGUACAGUAAAGGCAACUCAAAGUGGCACCUUUUAAGCUGGUUGUUGGUUAUAAAAAGAAAACUUAUUCACUAAGGUGGCUAGCUCACUAGUUAGAAUUAGUUAAUAGCUUCAUUACUUUGUCUUUGCGUUAGGACUCUUUUUAUUCCUGCUGACUUUGUUUGUUUUUCCAUAGGCAAAGGCCAACGGCCUUCAGUCAUGUGUUGUCAUUAUACGCGUCAUGCGUGACCUGUGCCAGAGAAUUCCGGCAUUUUCUCCACUUAAUAAUUGGGUAAUAAAUGAUAAACCCAUAUUGCUGUACUUUUUGUGAAGAAUUGUCCCUUUUUGUAUUGUAUCACUAAAUGACGAAUUAUUACAGGAAUAGUCUUGGCCUGAAGCAAAAUAUUUUUAAAUAUGGGCAUGGAUGCACCUGAAAUAUGAAAAUUAACAAAAAGUAGACAGUUGCAAACAGAUCUUCUCGCCAUAGGUUCUGAAUUUUAUUUCCCUUAGAUAGAGGCAUUUUCAGUGCUUUUAUUUGUCUUGUCAUAGUGAAGUCAAAACCGGACUGUUGAAAGUAAUUUCAGGUUGGAUGCUCAUUGAAACCAUCUAUAUUGGCUAUAUUUCAAGAUUAUGAUAAAGGAAAAUACUGUCCGAGAUGGAAAGUGACGACCAGUUGUGGACCAAAAAUGUUGCUCCCAUCGGGUGUUUGUUUCAAAAUAAAGUGAUGUUUCUGCCAAAGAUUGUGCUCAUUUUAUGCUAAUCUUUGACAAACUACCAUUGAGCGACCAACCUCUAUGAAGCUGCCACUUGCCGGUAACCCAACGGUGGCGGCUUAAUGGAGGUUUAACUGUUCUGAAACAAGCUCUUAAUGAAUAUAUUGUUUUGUAGGCAAUGGAACUUUUGGUGGAAAAGGCUCUGAGCAGUAGUCAGCAGCCCUUGGGACCUGGUGAAGCUUUCCGCCGUGUACUAGAAUGCAUCUCUAGUGGCCUUCUUCUUGAAGGUAGACUACUCAUUUUCAGUACAUUUUGUGUGUCAUUUCACUGAUACUUAAGCCUUAGAAUGCGAGUGACAUAUUUAAGACCAGUACAUAGCAUUGUAAUUUGAACAUAAACUCUCCUUCUGUGCAAUGUAAAUUGUAAGGGUUUAGGUUUAUAUAUUCAAGGUAAACCAGGAGACAAUAUUUUUUUCAUCAAAGUUGUCUUACUUUAAGAACUGUGGUACAUUCUUAAUGUAUCUGUUGUGAAUUAGGACUCUCAAGAGCAAUUUAAACAAGUUUUCUUUUCAUCGUUGUCCCUUUGGCAUAUUGCUUUGUUGGGGUACCUGCGUCAAAUUACUACUCUUUGUUUUGGAACCCAACUAAUGGGUAAUCACUCUGCUUUUAACUUAUGCACAGGUGGCCCAGGAUUGUGUGAUCCUUGUGAAAAAGAGACUGUUGAUGCCUUAGGCGAGGUAACAAUGCAAGAAAGAGAAGAUCUAACUGCCUCGGCACAGGUAGACACCAGGGUUAUUAUUUCAUUGAGAAGGCAUAGUCCUACUCUAUAACAGACUUUUUUCCUGCUUUUAAUGCCACUUCAGCAGCCUCUGUUUAACGUUCAAUAUUAUUGUAGUAAUUCUUUAACUCCCUAAGGCAAAAUUGAAGAAAAAAACAACUUUUUUAUGUUAAAUAGUGGAGAACAGUCAGUACUAAGUGAAACUUCUGCCGAAGAACUUUCGUUUGAAUGAUCAAGCUACAGGAUUUUGUCCAGACUCACAAGUUUUGACUUAAUGUCCAUACUAUAAAAGUAGUACUGUGCAAUACUACUGCUGAAGAGGUUUCAUUUGAAUGGUCACACCACAGCAUUUCGUUCACAGACUUGUAAGUGUACCAAGAAUCACGCAGUGGGUAGUCCCAAAGCCCUCGCUAGCUUGCCGUAGCAUACACUCAUGGGCAAAGAGUAUAUGGUUAUUGAAGCAACCACAGCCCACACUUAACUUUUAUUUAUUUUAUAUUGGAUGCUCUCUUGUGAGGCCUAAGUGAUGAGCAAACUCUACCUGACACAUUGUGGAGGGAAAAACUGAUUUAAUGAGCCUGAUAGGCCUCUUACAACAUCCCACAUUGUUUCCAACGACGCGACGACAUAAAAAGUUUUGGUCAUUUCUUUGAUUAUUCCUACCCAAUUUGUCAAUUGCGAACCCUCUUUUCUCCAAAUUCAAGCUCAGCAAGAGAAAUAAAAUUUCGUCGUUGCUUGUUUACGUCCUCCAUAAAACGCGAAAUUAGACAUUUUCAUUCCGUCAAAAACGGGAAAGAAAUGCACAAAAAGUUGAUGCACGUGCGAAGUUGUUGUUUUCCUAAUUAAACCAAUUGUUUUUUCGACGUUCCGACGUCGGGUCGUUGGCUUAAAGCUUUUUCGCCAAAAGAAGGCUUUGACACUGAAGACAGUGGUCUCUCCUACCAGGGGAAGAAGGAUUCCAACUGAAAAGGAGAAUUGAAACGAAGUUCCGGGGGCGUGGCCGCUUUAAAAGGGCGAGAAGCAGGAGAAGCCAUGGAAGUAGCCUCGGGGGGUAGUGGUGAGGCAAAACCCGAAGCCUAAGCAAACGUUACUAAUAUCACAGAGGCUAAAGGAUAUAACUCUUAGAUUACGUAGAUGUUCUCAUGGUCAGGCGUUUUUUUUUUAACUUAUGAAUGAAUGCUCUUGAGUUAAUUCAGACAUUUUAUUAUAGUUACAGUCGUUCAUGAUACAUGCAGGUUAAGGACGCGUCAAACUUAAAAAGAGCAAUAGUGCAUUUUACUAUCUUUGUUUGCCAUUUUGUUAGAUUUUAUGACAAGCGUAUUUAUAGUUUCAUUUGGCGUACAGAAAUAAAUCCGUUGUAGGAAAUAAAGAAGCAUGAAGAGGUCGCUCAAAGCAAUCCUUUUGUAACUGUUUAUACUUCACAGAAAUCUUUCCCUCCAGUUUAGACGAUUAAUUAGGGACUUGUCAGAAAUUAGCAGGGGGGAGGGGGGUGGAAACAGAGGGAGGGUCACAACUUUUUGAGACUGCAGAAAAGGGAGGGGUCAUGAAAAAUGGGCCGUUAAAGGGGGAGGGUCAUGCAAAUAUGUGUCCGUGAUCGCGUAAAGGUUCACCCACAAAACAAAAAAGUUCUUUAUUUUGUAAAAAAAAAACCUGGGAGAAAUAGGAGAGUCGAGUGAUCAGCUGUCAGAAUCAGAGUCGGACUCUUAAUGCUGUCAUCUAAAAUGUAUGUAUGUGGCA
Porites lobata is the source of this 16939-nucleotide messenger RNA. NCBI's taxonomy places the organism in Eukaryota, Metazoa, Cnidaria, Anthozoa, Scleractinia, Poritidae. The record is from the annotation of a GenBank genome assembly.